AUUCUAAUUGAAAUAUAAUUGAAAUGUAGGGUUUGCUGUUAUUUGCAACGUCAGGAAUCCCUCUUUCCUGUGUCUUGGAAGAUCUCCCAAUGAAGAUGAGCGUAGUCCUGUAAGAUGGAAGGCGGUCUAAUGAAUUAGCCGAGGGUUGGAGAACACAUGAACCCCAGCUGGAUGAGGCUCCGAUAUGUUUACGCUCUGCAUUGUCUCGGGUUGCCAUUGUCAUUCCUUCUUCCAUAGCUGCUUGGGGAGGAGAACCAGCGGAGUUUCCAGGCACUUUACGCAGCCAAUCGGAUGGUGAACCUUUGCGACGUGACCGACCCUUCGACCUUCCCUGCGGUGCACGAAGUGGCCUGCUCAGUCUUCAGGCAGAAGAAUGGGGAGAGCCAGCACACCGUCCACGCCAUGGGCCACUGCCACAUUGAUUCUGCCUGGCUGUGGCCUUACGAGGAGACGAUUCGUAAAUGCGCUCGCAGCUGGAUCACGGUUGUUCGGCUCAUGGAGAAAAACCCAGAGUUCACCUUUGUGUGCUCACAGGCCCAGCAGUUUGAAUGGGUGAAGACGCGGUAUCCUGGAUUGUAUACUGCGAUUCAACAUUUUGCCAAAGAAGGGCGUUUCAUCCCCGUUGGAGGUACCUGGGUGGAAAUGGACGGGAACCUUCCAAGCGGGGAAUCCAUGGUGCGCCAGUUCCGGCAAGGACAGAGGUUCUUCCAGCAAGAGUUUGGCAAGACGUGCUUGGAGCACAAUACCUUCCUUUGGGAAGGCCUUGACGGGUCUCAGGUGCUGGCUCACUUCCCGCCUGCAGAUUCCUACGGGCUGUCCGGUCGUGUGGAGGAGGUACGUGAAGGCGGAGGUCUCCUGCCUACUUCCCCAAAGACUUCCUUCCGCGGUGGGGGGUGUAAGGCAGUGCGGCCCCCGCUCGCAGGCAGGCAGGAGGAAAGGGAGACGCCCUAGAACGGUAUGCAAAAGGUCAAUAGGUUUGGUAGGCCUUCUUCCGAUGGCUCAAUCCAACUAAAAAGUGUAUUGUUUAUUGAUUAAUUGUAUUGUUUAUUUGGUUAUUGCUUGUUGUUUUAUGGAUGUGUUGUUGGGCUUGGCCUCAUGUAAGCCGCUCUGAGUCCCUUGGGGAGAUGGUGGCGGGGUAUAAAUAAAGUAUUAUUAUUAUUAUUUUUAUUAUUAUUAUUAAACCCAAGACAUUAAUGGGGAUUAAGAGCCAGUUGACCAUUGAUUCGAGUUGAGACUCACUCCUGCACAAAAUCACGUCA
Anolis sagrei ordinatus is the source of this 1259-nucleotide messenger RNA. NCBI's taxonomy places the organism in Eukaryota, Metazoa, Chordata, Lepidosauria, Squamata, Anolidae. The record is from RefSeq and is a predicted model, not a curated record.